AUGCAGUCAGCAGGCAACUACGAAGACAUGCCUUUGCACGUACGCGAGACGACGCACUCGACAGAAGAACAGGAAAAUCUCAUCGCCGCUUUCCAGCUUACACUUACCAAGCGCGAUGAAGAAAUCGCAGAGCAUCGCGCCGAGUACACCAAGGUUCAGUCCAAGAAUCGCAAGCUCAAGUAUAUCAUCGCAGAGCAGAUCACGAAGAUUGGAGAACAAGACAAGACUAUUGGAGAACAAGAGAAGACCAUCGGCGAGCAGAGCAAGAAGAUUGAAGAGCAAGACAAGACAAUUGCGACGAAAGAGUACUCAUUGAACUGGAAGACCAAGCUCAUUACUCGCGCCAUUGACGAGUACCUUAAACCUCACUCGUAUGCGACUGGGGAGAGCAUAGACAUAUUCAGCCCGGAAUCGUUCUGCAAUACCCUGGCCUCCCUGGCUCGAGAAGCUGCAGAACGCGGCCCUAUGCAAGAUCAGAUCUCGUCGCUACAGAAGGAGUUGCUCGGACGAGUCGAGAAGGUACACGCUGCAUCUGACGACGAUUUCACGCAGGAAUUCCGCGUAAUUGCUUCACUCGUCAAGACCUUGAGCCGCACCGUUCGCGCCGUGAGCGAACUCGAUGUUGCGGACGCCCUUGGAACUGGCUGUCUUCAACAGAAUGUAUCUCACCACCAUUGGACCAGCCGAGCAAGGAAGAAGCAGUUUGUUGAAGCUUGGGUCUGGUCCAUCCUCAUCGACGACAUCUUUCGUACACCUUUCUCGAUCUUUGGUGCAGACUGCGAAGUACUGAGCACAGCCUGGCAGAACAUGUACGUGACCGAUCAUGUCAACGGCUGGCCAAACCCGACUUCGCUUUCAGAGAACUGGCGCUGCGCAACGAUGGAGAGCAUGUUCGCCUUGGUCGAUCGAGAAGCGAUCACUCACGGAAAGAUGAAUGAAGUGCCCAAGCAACUGGAACCCGCCGUCAUUGCCACACGCAACAAGAUCCAGACCACUAUCGAGAACGGCCUUAAGAAGAUCUCUUCCGAUCCCGAUGUCUCGCAAGUGGGCAACAUCGUCAACAAAGCAUUCGCGUUGGCCGCACAUAUGUCACUCCAGAAGUCCCGUCUCCAGGUCACAUAUCCCAAAGUAGGAGACACAUUCGCAGCAGAGUCCAUGAACUAUAUCCCGGAUCCUGAUGGCGAAGACAUCGACGAGGGCGUAGUGGCGUUCACUGUCAAUCCAGGCUUGACCAAAUGGGGUGACACCCACGGUAAAAACCUCGAUCACCGUUACGACAUCGUCGCAUCUCUGGUACAACUCGAAAAGGCCAAGGAGAAGUUCAUGGAAAGGAAGACUGAACACGACUAUGUCGACAUGUUUAGAGAGAGCUUCAGGGUCGCGCUCCCUCGGUUCGAGGACUUGGAAGCUCUCAGGCGCGACCGUGAGAGCCAGCGUUGA
Molecule: messenger RNA, 1440 nt
Organism: Alternaria arbusti
Lineage: Eukaryota; Fungi; Ascomycota; Dothideomycetes; Pleosporales; Pleosporaceae
Exons: 1
Coding region: 1-1440 (479 amino acids)
Source: RefSeq, a predicted model, not a curated record